Molecule: messenger RNA, 4002 nt
Organism: Schizosaccharomyces octosporus yFS286
Lineage: Eukaryota; Fungi; Ascomycota; Schizosaccharomycetes; Schizosaccharomycetales; Schizosaccharomycetaceae
Product: nucleoporin Nup85
Exons: 1
Coding region: 1760-3778 (672 amino acids)
Biological process (GO): mRNA export from nucleus; positive regulation of DNA-templated transcription; protein import into nucleus
Cellular component (GO): nuclear pore outer ring
Molecular function (GO): structural constituent of nuclear pore
Source: RefSeq, a predicted model, not a curated record
GAUGAAGGGUUAGUCAAAUAACAUAGCAUAUUGAUGAUACUUGACAAUCCCAUACCAUAGCAGCCUAAACACAAGGUGUCUGCUACAUUAUAAAACGUCUUCCCAUCUGGUAGGUACGAUCUGUAGACGACAUAUUUCAAGAAAAAGAUGAUGGUGUUUAAAAAAAAGCAUAUAAGAGCACAUCCAAACAUGAUGUACGAACAAAUGCGUAGCCAUUGUGCACUAUAAGGAAAACUAUACAAAAUGUUAGCAGAAAUGGCGGUUCCCAUGAUGGAUACCAUCCAUAUGUUUUGAUAAUCCUGCACCAAAAAUCUAUAGACAGCAGAUCCUAAUUUCAUUCCUCCGAUUUUAAUGCAUACAAGAAAAAAGAAACAAAAAAAAGGAAAAACUUGUGCGAUUCCUAUAAUAGAGGUUGGAUAAUUAUAAAAAAAGUUCUCACAAUGGAGUCUUGUAUCACGCAAUGAGAUGAACAGGAACGCUUCUAUUCAUUUAUGGCAAUAUCCUUUUUCUUUUCUUCUUUUCUUCCUUAUUUUGCCUUCUUUUUUCACAGAGUUGACUAUGCAAAGGGACACUGAUUCAUUUACUUGUUUAAAGUCGUUCGUUAAGUAUAUCUGAUCAAAAUUAGCUGAAUCCUAUGACAUGAGAUCUCAAAUCUUUUGGAUCCAUUGCGCAGAAUAUAUGUUUAAAUGCAUAUGUAAUUGAAGAAGAAACAUAUUUUUUUUUAUUUAAUUACAAUUCAAGAAGUUGACAGGGAUUUGCUUUUCCACCGUUUGAAGAUACUAGGUCUCCGUGAAAUCAAUGGAGUUUAAACAAUUGAGAGUUCUUUAUUAUUUUUAGGUAAGAGAAAAAGAAAAAUAAAACAUCGAUGGUUCCUUCAUUGUUCUAAACGCUAGUGAGACAUCGAGCAUUCGCAAUGGUGAAAGCUAUUGCAGCUUAGAGCUAUUAGACAGUGGCAGAAAGAAUAAGCUUUGUUCAUUAUAACUUUUGAAGAUGUAAAGAAUAAGGAGUUUCUCGCGAACUUUGACCUCGAAUUGGAUGUUCGCAUGGUCGUUGAACAAUGCCUCAACAUUUUCUUCAUUAAAAAUAAUUGCUCUGAGCCAACUGAAAGUUGAUCAUUGAUUCUUGAAAACAAUUAUUCUUAAUUUCUAUAACUUCCCAAAGAACUUCGCGGCAAUGGUGAAGUUUGGAAACAAACUACCAAAUCAAUUCACACGCGCUUAGGCUCUUUUCUGCAUCCAAUUCAACGAGAUUCACAGUUUUCAUACAACAAGUAGGAAAGAUUAUUUGAAGGAAUAACCGCUAAUGUUCGUUUAAGCUGACGAAAAAGUCAUCCACAUCGAAUUACUAAAAAAGAAAAAGAAAAGAAAAAGACAUUUUUCUUGCUUUUUGUUUUCUAUUUUGAAACUAUUCUUAAGCUGUUCUAAUUGCUAGUCCAAACUUCAGGUAAACGUCUAGCUCAUGCCUUGCUUUUGCUAGCUCCACGUAACAACUCUUUUCCUACUGCACUUCAAACACUUGUUUCUAGCCUCUUUUGUGAGUCUAUGUUUUUUUUUUUAUUUGCAGUUUUUUAUAAUAAUAUAGGAAACAGUAUUUAAUUUUUUGGAAACCCUUCCUUCUGGGCCUACAGGCGCUUGUUUUUUAUUUCGUUGUUUCACGAUUCAUCUAGCUUUCAUGAAUUGACAGUUCUGUAUUAUUCAUUCAAUUAUCUUUUUUUAUUUUUCGUUUCAAGCCAUCGUUCCAAUUUAGCGCGUGAAAAAUUAUGAAUACAACCGAGGACACUUAUGAUAUUACUUACCAUUUUGAGGAUGCUCCCAUAGAAUCUGGCAAUAUCUCUGCUUGGUCGUCAAAUGAACGUACUGCAGGAUUUGCUUUGCAUCCAUAUACCCUCAAGGGAUCUACAUUUAUUACAAGCAAACAGUUGAGUUUAGAUGACACAAAAUCUUCAGGUCCUUUUGAGGAAGCGGAAGGACACCUUUAUGAAUUUCAACAACCUUCCCCGUUGAUUGAACCUACUGAAUUAUUAAUUUCAUGGUAUGAACUAUGGGAAGAAUUGCAAGAUGUUUCUCUAAAGCCUACCAUGAAUGAUGAAUUAAACCAAUUGGUAUUAGUUCAGUUUUAUGGAAAAAUCAGUUCUAUAUUUCGUAAAAAGAUCAAUCAAGUCUUAGAAUAUUUCCAAACCCAAAUUAACGAUGGACAAAAAGAGCUCCAGCCUUCUUUGGAUACGCUAUGGGAAGUAGAAUCUGCAUGGCGUUGUGCAGAAGCAAUAUAUUUUCCUUCUUCUUCUCCUUAUACUCUAUCAACAACUAUCAUGGACUGGGUUAACUCUUACGACCCUCAACCCGUCGCUGAAGAUGGAUUGGAAAUUAUGACCUACCGUAUACCCUAUCAACACCCUUCCUUCUGGUCUUAUGUCAACAAAACAGCAAUCCGUGGCUUGUUCCAACAAACUAUUUCUUGUUUAGAGUCUUCGUCAUUGACGAAAGAAAUACCUACUUUGGAAACCACGAUAAAUGAUCUUGUAGACAUUUUGAAGUAUUGUCCAUGCUUGCAUCAAAAGUCCAUUCGAUCUGCUGUUGAUUUUGAGAAGCGAUGGAAAAUUUGGCGUUCACGGAUAGCACACCUUCAUCAAAGUAUAGUGAAUCACAGUGAUAUACCAACGGAAGUUGAACAAAGUCUACUUUCUUUGUUGAACAUUUUAAGCGGUAACAGGGAGGAGAUUAAAACGAAUUGUAUUUCUUGGCAAGAGUACUUUUCUGCUUUAGCGUUCUUAUACGAUCCUUUGGAUUGUAAAAACCCAGCUCAAGUGUCUAUUUUGUAUCAAAUGUCAACUGCCGAAGACACUGAUUUUUAUGUCGAUUCGACUCUGGAAUUCGAAAAGCUUUGCGUUGCAUUGUGCAAUAAUCAACCAUUGGACGCUAUUCAACAUUCCUACAUGUUGGAUGUCGGUCUCGCCGUUCAUUUGGCCGACUUUUUACAUAAAACUGGAUAUAUUAAAGAUUAUUUUACCGAAGAACUUCCCGUAACACUUCGUGAACAUCUCUUACUUGAAUACGGUGAAAUUAUCUUGGAAACAAAGGGUAUCUGGCAGGUAGCUUUUGCGUAUUGGAAGCAUGUACCAGGAUACGGACAUCAACGCAUAAAAUCCCUAAUAUCCAGAGUCCCUCUGCAUAAUAUUGUUGAAAAAGAUGAAGCUUUAACUGUCUGUCAAGAGUUGGAUUUACAAGAAGAAGCACAGAGUGUUAUGUCUCAUUGGGCAACGAAUUUGAUUGCAGAAGGUGCUUAUGGUGAGGCAUUGAUUAUUUUAGACAAAGCUCGUGAUUUUACUACAAUGAACAGAGUGACAUGGGAAAUUUUCAAUCUUUGUCUCGAAAAUCAAAAUUCAGUAAACGCCGCAGAAGAUGAGACUUUAUAUGAUCUCCUAAGUUCUCCUCGUCUGUGUUCUCCAACAUUGGCUUCUGUUCUUUCGCCGGCUGCUGCAAUUCACCAAUACUUUCUUUGUAAGGAAAGCGAAGAUCCUCGCCAAGCAGGUGAAUUGCUUAUUGGGUUACUAAAGAUGAUUAAUUCUCCUAAAUUUUAUCGAGAAAAACUUUUGAAAGAAUUGCUUGUAUUUACCAGAAAUACAAAGAACUAUCAAACGAUUUCUUUGACAAGCGCAUUCGACUGCAUUGCUUGCUUGGAAGACCAUGAAAAAAAUGUAUCGAAUAGUAAGCUAGUCAGGGACGUCCGAAUUCAAUUAGCUUCUAUUGUCUCUUGGAACUACUUGAAUGCUGUAAAAUAAAAGUUUAAAGCCUUCUACGAUGCUUCAACUAAUAUUUAAAGAAAAGAUAGUAAAGGUCAUUAGGAAUACAGAUUGGGGUUAUAUAUGAAUGUGUUCUUGCUAAUCGUUUCGACCCUCGUUUACCUGACGCGAAUUUAAUUUACUGGAAUGUUGUGGAUCCUUAAAAGAAAUUGUCAGUCUGCAGUUUCCCGCUUAAAAAAUUUCAUAGCAUUGGUAGGGACAUA